GUGGUAGUAGCUACUGUGUGGUGGUGGUAGCUACAUAGUGGUAGUAGCUACUGUGUGGUGGUGGUAGCUACAUAGUGGUAGUAGCUACUGUGUGGUGGUAGCUACAUAGUGGUGGUGAUCAACUCACGAUGGCUUCACGACGGCUGCUGCUGCUUCUUCAAUUCCUCCUGUGUUUACACGUGCAUCUGAUGCAUGGGUCAAAGUUCAACUCCACCCCCGUGCGCCCCGUAACUCCGCCUCCAACCCAGCCUCUGUCACUCCCCAGCCCCCACGAGGGGAGGAGUGAGGGGGGUGAAGGGGUGGAGGAGGUGGUGGAGGAGGAGGUGAGGGGAGGAGGGGGAGGGGCGAGGAUGGGGGAGUUGGUGCCGUUCACGGGGCUCACGCACAGUCGUCACCUGAGCCGCUCUUGCUGCCUCAAUGGGGGCACCUGCAUCCUGGGCAGUUUCUGUGCCUGCCUCCCUCACUACACGGGGCGGCACUGCGAACAUGACACACGCAGGGCUUGUGAGGGUGGAGUGUCACACGGAGUGUGGGUGUGGAGGAGCGACUGUGUUCUCUGUCGAUGCGGAUCGGGAAUUCUCCACUGCAUCUCGGAAAUCUACGCCGACUGUGAGGAUGGACCUCCCAUCGAUGCAAUCAGCCUCCUGGCAAGAUCCUCCCAUGGACCAUCAUCGUCGUCAUCAUCAUCAUCAUCACCAUCAUCCACCUCCUCCAUCCUCCUACUCCUCAUCCUCCUCCAUCUCCUCUUUAACUUCCUCCCUCCACAUCACCCCGUCUAGCACCACCAUCACCAACACCACCACCACCACCAUUAAAGAAGGUCCCCCAGGUAGCCUGUAACAGACUGUAGGGGCAAGUGCUGUCAGCGAGCAGCACCUAUGAAGGCUACCGGCACUG
Petromyzon marinus (sea lamprey) is the source of this 897-nucleotide messenger RNA. The record is from RefSeq and is a predicted model, not a curated record. NCBI's taxonomy places the organism in Eukaryota, Metazoa, Chordata, Hyperoartia, Petromyzontiformes, Petromyzontidae.